AUGUUGGGAUGUCUGAAGAAGCCGGUUGUGGUUACUGCGGAGAUAAACAUGAACCUUGUGGCAUUGACUGUGAUGGGAUUAAUAAGCCGUCUUUGGGGGCUUUCCUACCCGCGGGCUGUAGUUUUUGACGAAGUUUAUUAUGGCCAAUUCGUUUCGCUCUACAUGAAGCGGAUCUUCUUCGUGGAUGACAGCGGCCCACCUUUUGGCCAUAUGCUGCUCGCUCUGGGAGGUUACUUAGGAGGAUUUGAUGGAAACUUCUUAUGGAACAGGAUUGGUGCUGAGUAUAGCAUGAACGUUCCUGUUUGGUCCUUGCGACUCCUACCAGCACUGGCUGGUGCUCUCUGUGUGCCUUUAGCAUACCAGAUUUUGGUAGAACUGCAGUUCUCCCACUGUGCUGCACAUGGAGCUGCUCUCCUCAUUCUCUUAGAGAACUCUUUGAUUACUCAGUCGAGGUUCAUGCUUCUGGAAUCAAUACUGAUUUUUUUUAUCCUGCUUGCAGUUUUGUCCUACCUGAAGUUCUACAAUUUGCAAAGGCACAGUUCCUUCUCUGGAAGCUGGUGGUUUUGGCUUCUGUUGACUGGAGUGGCUUGUUCUUGUGCAGUUGGAGUGAAAUAUAUGGGCCUGUUUACCUAUAUGCUGCUCUUGGCCAUCGCAGGACUCCACUUCUGGCACAUGAUAGGAGACCAGAACUUCUCAAAUGUUUCCUUGAUGUGCCAUUUUCUAGCUAGGGGACUGGCCCUCAUCAUCAUCCCAAUGGCAAUGUACCUGUCCUUCUUCUAUGUCCACUUGACUUUGCUGUAUCGCUCUGGGCCUCAUGACCAGAUUAUGACCAGUGCUUUCCAAGCCAGUUUAGAGGGUGGGCUGGCUCGAAUCACUCAGGGUCAGCCCUUAGAGGUAGCCUACGGCUCUCAGAUUACUCUACGGAACGUGUUGGGCAAGCCCAUGCAGUGCUGGCUCCAUUCUCACACGAAUACUUAUCCCAUCAGGUAUGAGAAUGGCCGAGGUAGUUCCCAUCAACAGCAGGUGACCUGCUACCCCUUCAAGGAUGUGAACAACUGGUGGAUUGUCAAAGAUCCUGGAAUGCAGCAGCUGGUGGUGAGUAACCCACCCCGUCCUGUCAGGCAUGGACACAUCGUGCAGCUGGUCCAUGGCAUCACGACUCGGUACCUCAACACGCAUGAUGUUGCUGCCCCUCUUAGCCCCCACUCCCAAGAAGUGUCCUGCUAUAUUGAUUAUAACAUCUCCAUGCCAGCACAGAACCUCUGGAGAGUGGAAAUUGUAAAUCGGGAGUCUGACACAGACGUGUGGAAGACAAUUCUGUCAGAAGUGAGGUUUGUUCACGUGAACACCUCUGCAGUGCUAAAGCUCAGCGGUGCAUCUUUACCCGAGUGGGGAUGCCUGCAGCUGGAGGUGGUUGGAGAGAAGCUGUCCAAAGGCUACCACCAGAGCAUGGUGUGGAAUGUGGAAGAGCACAGAUAUGGGAAAAGCCAAGAGCAAAAAGAGAGGGAAGUGGAACUCCACUCUCCCACGCAGAUGGACAUAAGUAAAAACCUCAGCUUCAUGGCAAAGUUCACGGAAUUGCAGUGGAAAAUACUCACAUUAAAAAAUGAAGACACAGAACAUAAGUACAGCUCCUCUGCUCUUGACUGGAUCACAAUGGACACAAACAUUGCCUACUGGCUCCAUCCGACCUCCGGUGCCCAGAUCCACCUCCUUGGGAACAUUGUCACCUGGGCUUCAGCUAACAGUGCUGCGCUGGUCUAUAUGUGUCUGUCCCUGUGGUACUUGAUACGACGACGGAGAAAGAUUUACGACAUUCCUGAAGAUGCGUGGCAGCUGUGGGUAUCAGCUGGGGGGAUCUGUGUUGGCGGCUGGGCUGUGAAUUACCUGCCCUUCUUCCUGAUGGAGAAAACACUUUUCCUGUACCACUACCUGCCUGCCCUCACAUUCCAGAUUCUCCUGAUUCCCAUAGUCUUACAGCAUCUCAGCGAUCAUCUCUGCAGGUACUUGGUUUUAACAGAUAGCAUGUUCAGUGCAUUGAUCGUAGCCUGGUUCUCUUCGGUUUACCUGGUCUAUCGCACAUUCAGCCCUGUGACCUACGGGGAGCCCUCGCUGUCUGUUACUGAACUCAAGGACUUGCGCUGGAAGGACAGCUGGAACAUCCUUCUCCGAAAACAGUAA
Opisthocomus hoazin is the source of this 2181-nucleotide messenger RNA. The record is from RefSeq and is a predicted model, not a curated record. Lineage: Eukaryota; Metazoa; Chordata; Aves; Opisthocomiformes; Opisthocomidae.